AUGGAAGAUGUGAUAGUGGAAGCCCUUCUAUCUAAUGAGCGGGAAGCUCAUAUUUUAGCUGCCAGAGAACUUGGUAAACUUGCAACUAAACUAAGACAGAAGUUAGCAGAAAGAGGGAUCAUUUCUCGGCUCGUUACGAUGCUUUGUAAGCAAGUAUAUGAAGCCACUGAAGCGGCACUCUGCUCUGCUUUAAACAAGAUCCGAAUUGCAAAUUCUAGUGCCAUACCAGUAUUGCUGGAGAUCAUUCAAUGCCAAAAAGAGUCAUUGAUUGACCUUGCAGCAGCAGCCCUCUUGGUUCUUUCUUCUUGCUCCGCUAACAAGUUAGCAAUCGCAGCAUCUGGGGCUGUCCAAAUCCUGGUUGGAUCUCUGAAUUCCCAAUUGGCAGAAGAACACGGUUUCCAGAAUCUAAGUGUGCAGGCUAAGCUCGAUAUCAUAUCCAUAUUUCACAAUCUCUCCACCCAUCCUCAGAUAAUCCCAUCUAUUGUUUUGGGGUGGGGGAGGAGGCGGUGGUGGAAAUGGAGGAGCGGUGGUUGGGGAAGUGAGAGUGGAAAUGGUCAACAUGCAAAGGAUGGGAAUGUUGCGUACUAUGGAGGUAGUGGAGGAGAAGGAGGGGGUGGCGGCGGUGGCGGUGGCAGUAGAGGUGGAGGUGGAGGCGGUGGAAGUGGUAGUGGUGGAGGGAGAGGUGGUGGAAGGAGGAAAAGGAGAGGAAAACAUACAUGCGGUAGAAGAAGAGGUAGUGGUGGCGGAGGUGCUGGCAGUGGUGGCGGUGGAGAUGGACGUGGAGGUGCGGGUAGGGGUGGAAAAGGAGGCGGUGGUGGUGGAAAUAGUGGAGGCCAUGGUUGGGGAAGUGGGAGUGGUGGUGGUGGCGGCGGCAGUAGUGGAGGAGGAGGAGGAGGUGGUGGUGGUGGUGGUGGUGGAGGGGGUGAAGGAGGCGGUUGGGGAUAG
Messenger RNA from Coffea arabica (coffee), 945 nucleotides. Lineage: Eukaryota; Viridiplantae; Streptophyta; Magnoliopsida; Gentianales; Rubiaceae. The record is from RefSeq and is a predicted model, not a curated record.